CACACACACACACACCUUCACCUCCAUCCUCAUCCUCCUCUUCUUCGGUGGAUGGAGAGAAUAAUAACAGCGGAGCUUCAUCAUCAUCUUCAUCACCUUCAUCCUCACUGUGCAGCAUCACAGCAUCGUCUUCAUCAUCAUCUUCAUCAUCGUCGUCUCCUCGCGCUGCUGCGCUGAAAAGUUGAGGAGGAUCAAACCGGGAGAAGCGGAGGAGCUGUCGCGUGCCGCUAACCCGGGAUAAUCCGCAGCACGCGCGUCAUUAGCGGACUGAGUGGAAACGGAUCCGGUGCUUUUGUAAAAAUUGAUUUUAAAAAGCAAAUAUUAAAGGAUUUACUGUGAAUUUACCGGACGAAGAAUCCUGAAAAAAACACAUGUUUGCUUCACGGACUCGAUCACGGAUCAGUACCGGCGCUGAAACCCGGUAUUGAAGCGGUUUAACGGAUGUUUGUGACGCUAACGUAACGGACGGUCCCGGGUGUGGAUGCGACCGACGGUGGGUUUUUUUCUACCGGGGAGAAAUGAGAGGCUGUGACCGGGACACGCGCUGCUCAUCCCGGGACUGAGCACCGGGAGGGAGAGGAGAAGUUACCGCGGGGACCGGGGGAGUUCAGGCGGACCUUUACCUGCUUUACCGGCUCAUCAUUAACACCAGGAUCAACCCGUUAUAGGAACCGGAUCGAUCGAGACCGUCAACGGAUUUUAAAACCCGCUUCUUUGUGUCCGGAUCCAUCAGUUUGAUCAGCUGGACAGAAUUAACGAUCCGAGAGGGAUCACGAAAAAAAAACUAAGUCAAAAUUAAAGCAAAAUCGGAUUAAAAGAAAAUUUUCCCUCAAAAAAUAACAAAAUUUGUCUGGAGCUCAGAUUUUAAACCAUUUUAGAACAAAAUCUACAAACGAAAAUAUCAAUUAAAUGAACACAUGAAUGUUUGGUCAGUUCUUUAUUGUGUAAUGUAAUCAUCAGCGGCUCCCGACCCUGACCCUAAUGUUCUGCGUGGCGUUUUAAUUUCCCACGAACAACAGUAAUAACAAUAAUCCCGUAACGCCGCGUUGGGGAUUUAUUUGCGCGCGUUAUUGCCCGGGUGGAGCUGUUGUUGAACUCGGAAGAAAUCAACUUUACGACGUCCGGCGGGGCGCGGAAGUCGUCCCCCCGCGUUCGUUUAAGACCUCGCUCUCUUUGACUGCACGUCGGUCAAGUUUGUGUGGAGUUCACGGCGAGGAUCGUCGUCCGACGGCGCGUCCUCCUCGAGCUCCGCUCCGCUGUGACUCAAGCUCUUUGCUGUGAAAGUCCAUGGAUGGUACGUUCACUGUACAGCCACAUCCUCAACGGCAUACCACCACCUCCUCCUCCUCCUCCUUCCUCUCAGCCUCCUCCUGAAAUCAAGCCAUGCUGCAUUGAUUUUUUCCUUUCUUUCCUGUUUCCCCCUCCUCGCCGCUAAAACCAGAACGCACACGGCCACUUCGCCCUCUCUCGACUGUCGGGUUUGUUUCCUGAAAUGUGAGCCAUGUACGCGCCGCGUUCGUGUCAGAGCUGAAGGACGUCCGGCGGCGCCCGAGGUCAGAGGUCAUGUUUUCACAGAUGUAACUCGCCCCCGGGAGGUUCGGCAGAAACAGGAAGCCGGAGAGGAGUUUGAAUCUGGGACGAAUGAAACACCCAAACAGAGUUUUUCCUCUGACUCGAGUAUAAAUGUUCCUUCAUUUGAGCUGGAACCUGUUUCUCACUUUGACCCUUCAGGACAUUUCUCUGUUGUUAAAGUGACACUUGAAGCUAAAUGGGACUCAACGACAGCAGCCCGGGCACCAUGCGGAAUGGCCGCGGCCUCUCGGACCAGUGGGCCGAGUCCGUGGUGGUCCGGCCCCGUACCACGGAGCGCCACAUCACAGUGCACAAACGUCUGGUUCUGGGCUUUGCUCUGUCCAUCCUCACCCUCAUCAUCGUCACGGCCGUGGCCGUGGUGCUCAGCAUCCGCUUCGAGGAGUGCGAUGGGCAGAAUCGCGAGGCAGCGGCCGGGGGGUCGGGUUCCAGAGGUUCCGGAGGGUCGGCCAAGUUGAACGGGAGCAGAGGGGAGAGGACGGGGGAGAGGGGGGACGAGGAGGCGGCGGUUCAGCCGUGGAGAAACUUGCGGCUGCCCGGCUCAGUGAGGCCGCGUCAUUACGACCUGCGGCUCGCGGUCUACAUGGACAACUUCACCUUCUCUGGAGAAGUUAGCAUUGAGCUGGAGUGUGUCAACGCCACACGCUUCAUCGUCCUACACGCCGAUCGACUCGAGGUCGACCGUGUGACGGUGACGGCGGAGGGAGGCGUUGGCGGUCGCCCCAACAACCGUCCCGGGGGCGGAGUCAUGCGCGUCCACCGCCACUUCGCCUUCCCGGCCAAUCAGAUGUACGUGGUGGUGCUGCACCGCGAGAUGAAGCCCAUGAGGGUUUACCGCCUGAACGUGAGCUUCGACGCCGCCAUCGAGGACGAGCUGCUCGGCUUCUUCAGGAGCUCGUACACGCUGCAGAGGGAGCGGCGUUACCUCGCCGUGACCCAGUUCAGUCCGAUCCACGCCCGGAAGGCCUUCCCGUGCUUCGACGAGCCGGUCUACAAGGCCACGUUCUCUCUCGCCCUCCGCCACGACCAGCAGUACACCUCGCUCUCCAACAUGCCCGUAGAGAGCAGCUCGCUGCCGGACGACGACGGCACCGUGACCAACCGCUUCGCCCGGACGCCCCGCAUGUCCACGUACUACCUCGCCUGGGCCGUGUGCAACUUCACCUACAAGGAGACGCAGACGGACGGCGGCGUGACGAUCCGUCUCUACGCUCGGCCGGACGCCAUUUCCAGCGGCGCGGGCGACUACGCUCUCCACAUCACCAAGAGGCUUCUGGGAUUUUACCAGGACUACUUCAAAGUCCAGUACUCGCUGCCGAAGCUCGACUUGUUGGCGGUGCCCAAACAUCCCUACGCCGCCAUGGAGAACUGGGGUCUGAGCGUCUUCGUGGAGCAGAAGAUCCUGCUGGACGCCGAGGUGUCGUCCUCGUCCUAUCAGAUGGAGCUGACCAUGGUGGUCGUCCACGAGAUCUGCCACCAGUGGUUUGGGGACCUGGUGACGCCGGUGUGGUGGGAGGACGUGUGGUUGAAGGAAGGAUUCGCUCACUUCUUCGAGUAUGUCGGCACAGACUUCCUCUUCCCAAAGUGGAACAUGGAGAAACAGCGGUUUCUGACUGACGUCCUGCAUGAGGUGAUGCUAUUGGAUGGCCUCAGCUCCUCCCACCCAAUCUCCCAGGAAGUGGAACAAGCGACGGACAUCAACCGAGUCUUCGACUGGAUUGCCUACAAAAAAGGGGCAGCGCUGAUCCGGAUGCUGGCGAACGUGAUGGGACAACCGUUGUUCCAGAAAGGUCUCAACGAUUAUCUGCUGAGUCACAUGUACGGCAACGCGGCGCGAGACGACCUGUGGAGGAAACUGUCCCAGGCCAUGCGCUCAGAGGGGCGGGACAUUGACAUCGGCGAGAUGAUGGACAGGUGGACUCUUCAGAUGGGUUACCCCGUCGUCACCAUCAGCAAGAACCAAUCGGAGCAGCUGCCGACGCGUUACAUCACCAUCAGCCAGGAGCACUUCCUGUACGGACAGGAAGUGAGGAACAGCAACAAUGACAGUUUACGAUGGCAGGUCCCGCUAACGGUCGCCGUGGGAAACAUGUCCACCACCUCUUUGCAGAGUCUCAUCUGGAUCAACAACAGGACGGAGACGCACAGGAUUGCGCUGAUGGGCGACAACACCUGGUUGCUCGGCAACGUAAACCAAACGGGCUACUUCCGCGUGAACUACGACCUCCAGAACUGGAAACUGCUGAUUCAGCAGCUUCACGGCAACCCACAGAUCAUCUCAGUGGGAAACAGGGCGGGGCUUAUUGAUGACGCGUUCAACCUGGCCAGGGCUGGGUACCUCCCACAGGGCAUUCCCUUGCAGCUGAUUGGCUACCUGCCGGAGGAGACGUCCUUCCUGCCGUGGCACGCCGCCAGCCGAGCGCUCUACCAGCUGGACAAACUGCUGGACCGCACAGAGGAAUACAGCCUGUUCAGUGACUACGUGUUAAAGCAGGUUGCUGCGAGGUAUCAUCAGAUGGGAUGGCCGACAAACGGUCCGGGCAGCGAGGGCAGCGUCCUGCAGGCGUCCUACCAGACUGAGGAGCUGCAGCGGGAGCUCAUCAUGCUCGCGUGCAGCUUCGGGAACAAACAGUGCCACCGUCAGGCCGUCGCCUACAUCUCUGACUGGAUCUCCAGCAACAAGAACAGAAUUCCUCCGAACAUCAGAGACAUCGUUUACUGCACCGGCGUCAGUCUCAUGGACGAGGACGUGUGGGAGUUCAUCUGGAUGAAGUUCCACUCGUCCAGCGCCGUGUCCGAGAAGAAGAUCCUGCUGGAGGCGCUGACGUGCUCCGACAACACGUUCCUCCUCAACAGGUUACUGAACCUGUCGCUGACCUCUGACCUGGUCCCGGAGCAGGAUGUGAUCGACGUCAUCAUCCACGUGGGCAGAAACCCUCAGGGUCGAAACCUGGCCUGGAGAUACUUCAGAGAGAAGUGGGACAUUCUCAACGCGCGAUACGGUGAAGCUUUGUUCAUGAAUUCAAAACUCAUCAGUGGAGUCACCGAGUUUCUGAACACGGAACAAGAACUCAACGAGUUAAAAGACUUCAUCCAAUCAAGCGGUGUGGGGGCGGGGCCUGCUUUGCCACGAGCACUAGAGAUCGUCGAGGGCAAUGUGCGCUGGCACCGCCUCCACCGGCGGCAGUUCUACCAGUGGCUGCGCAAACCUCCGAGCCCCGCCCUCGGCUAAAGGCGCCGUUGGCCAGCACAAGUGGAGCGACUGCAGACUGCUCAUGCUAUCGCACCGCUAGCUUCACAGAUGAAGUCAGAACGACCGACGCGACCGCUUCUUCAGCUCGUUUUUAUCUUUUUACACAAACUUUUUAUUUCUGAUUCUUUUGCCGUGGAAACGUAAAGAUGAAAUUUAAACGACAAAAGCUGAGAGUUAGCUAGCAGCCACUGUUUGAUAACAGCUAGCAUCAAAACUCCACCUGAAGCAGUUACUGAUAUCUAACUGCAGCAAGUCACUGUGGGCUAGCAUCAAAACUCCACCUGAAGCCAUCAUUGCCAGCUAACAGCUAGCUUCAAAACUCAAUCUGAAGCAGUGACUGCUAGCUAACAGCAGCAGUCACUAUUAGCUAACAGCUGGAAUCAAAAUUCUAUCUUAAAGUUAGCAUCACAGAGAGAUUUUGUUAGAUCAGUGAAAAAUGAGCGCAUUAACAAUAAAACACAAAGAAUUUGAAUUUAACAAACUUCGAGGAUGAAACAUUUAUGAUAAAGUAGCCAGUUAUGAAUUAAAGAGAAAAAAAAAGAUUGUAAGAACUAAAAAAAACUUUAUAUAAAUGUGAUUAUAAAUCUAGUAAAAUUAUAAUAAUUCUGAUAAUUCUUCAGAUUAGUGAAAUCUUUUUUAUUGGAUUAUUUUCUUCACCUCAAACUAAAAACAACAGAUUAUUUUAAUCUCAGUAUCAGUGAAACCAGAACCAGAUCUAGAACAAGAACCAGAGUCUGUUUAAUCUGAACCUGAAGUAAACGUAAAAAAAAAUCAAUAAGCAUAAUUUUUGUCAUUUUCCAUGUUUUUAUUCAAAUAGACGGAAAAACCAGAGCAGCUUGAAUCAGUCGUGUUCCCGCUCCAUGUUUGUUUGCAUGUUGAGUUGUGAUUAACUCAUUCAUUAUUAAAUAUUUGUUUAAUCUUCACAAAAACAUCAAUUUCAUCCAGAAUUCAGAGCUUUUAUUCUGAAAAAAUAUGACAAUUGUCGCUGGAAUUGACAAUAAACUCACAAAUAAAUCGCUGCUGCUGUAAAAGUUAAUAAAUAACCUUAACCAGUUUCAGAUAAUAAAUAACUAUUAGCAUGUGUUCGGCUCAAAGAAGACGCUGUAAUUCUCCAAAAUAAAGUUUGUUUCGAGCAUUAUUUAACAUUUUAUUCUAAGAAAUUGCUUUGAACAGUUUCUGAAAACCAAUCACUUAUUCAUUUUUAUUUUAAAGUCAUGAACCACGUUUUCAUCAGUCAUUUUAAUUUAUCUGAUUUUAUUUAAUCACCACGUUUUAUACACAAGAGCAACGCAAUGUGUUUUACGUAAAAACAAAAUUAGAAAACAGUAAAAAGUUUGCGCAAAACCCAAUUAUAAUAUAAAUAAAAUAGAUUCAUUUAAAAAAAAAAUGUGUAAUUGUGUCCUGAAUAAAAUGAACACUUUACACAACAUAAAUCAAACAAACGACUGAAUUACAAUUAUUAUUAUUUUUUUUUAAAUAGAGCAAAAUAACAAAAGGUCUAAAAGUUUUAGUAGAAAUUUUCUGUAAAACACGUUGAGUUGCUCUUGUGUUUUUAAAGGAUUUUGAAGACGCUGACGUCUCUUAUUUCAUGACCUCGUUAAAAAAAGCUCUGACGGAAGAAGUCGUUUAAUAUCCGACAGACGCACACAGACGUUCUGCGUCAGAGAAAGAAGACGAGCCGGUUGGGGGGCGGGGUGUUAACAACGCGACACCUCACGGACUGAAACCUCGGAGGAUCCUGAACCUUCGACCAAACAAAACCACAGAACUCAACGUCACGUCGCCGCUUCCACAAAAGCACAAAAGAAAGCGUUGAAGAAACAUUCUUUCCCUUUUCCCUUCCGUCGUGUUCCGAUCCGAUCGGCACGUUUUUAGCGACAGUCGCGUCGUCACGUGACUUAAAGACAUGGAGGACAGCGAAAGCGUGGAGAUUCUAAUCGGACUCAUGAGUGAAGAGAAGAGUUUGUCACAGUCUACGCCGACGACGCUGCGACAAAGACGGAUGACGCAACGACACAUCGCUUCCAAACCGCGAGGGAUUCUUCGUGCGAUGGACUCCGCGGCGCCCCCUGCAGGGCCACAGACUUUGGAACUCUUCUUUGUGGUGGAUUUUUCUCCAGGAUUUUUUUCUCUUUGAAGUUUAAACAACUAAAAAUAAACUUUUUUCUGGGGGGCGUGUCCAAAAUAAAGACUGGUGCAUUUUCAACCUCUCAUUCCUCAUGUGUCUGACCAGGGUUUGACGAUGUAGCGGUGAAGUCAAAGGGGGCGGAGUCAGUUGUAAUGUUUGUUGAUGGUGUCUCAUGCGUGUUAUUAUGAUAAUUAUGAUGCAGAUGUUUGAUUUUUAUUGUCUUGUCGCGGGAAAAAUGACGAUCAACUGUAAAUGAGAAAAAAAACAACAACAACUAACUGACGAUUUUACGACUCGGGACCAAAACAUUGGCAGAAACAGGAAGUGGCGGGGAGGUUGAGUUGAGCCCACUUCCUGUUUGCCCUGCUGUCGUUUCCUGUGUUUUCUGAAUGGACAAAUAUUAAAAGUGGUUGAACCUG
This is a messenger RNA of Solea senegalensis (Senegalese sole), 7390 nucleotides long. RefSeq names its product thyrotropin-releasing hormone-degrading ectoenzyme-like. The coding region runs from base 1769 to 4822 and encodes 1017 amino acids. Gene Ontology annotation, biological process: peptide catabolic process; proteolysis. The record is from RefSeq and is a predicted model, not a curated record. Gene Ontology annotation, cellular component: cytoplasm. Gene Ontology annotation, molecular function: zinc ion binding; peptide binding; metalloaminopeptidase activity. NCBI's taxonomy places the organism in Eukaryota, Metazoa, Chordata, Actinopteri, Pleuronectiformes, Soleidae. The transcript is spliced from 20 exons.